GGGCCUCCUGUGGCUACUUUACAGCGCGAAAGACCCGGUGACGAGGUGAACUCGCGGUGUUUGUGUUUUUCUUUGGAAAUGCUCCGUUUUCUUCGUUUAAAAAUAUGUAGACGAUCUGGAAAAUUGCUGCUAAUUCCUAUUGCUCUUUUUGCUUUGCUCGGUUUCUUUUCAUUCGAUAAUUUACUGGAAAAGUCUGCGACAAAAACAAGAGAUGAUUCCAGGAUUCUUGAACACCUUAUUCAGCGUCUGGAUAAACUUGAAAGAUCUCUUUCUGAAUUGAAAUCAUCAAAACAAGAAAWUGGCAAAACUAAUCACAGUCAAGAAGGUGACAUUAGUCAAAGAAAAGAGUGUGCUAUCCCUUUAAACUGGAGGUUUCCAUUUUGUAAAGAAAAAGUUUUGUGGAUGCGAGAAAUGUGGAAGUUGCAACCAGAUUGCUAUGUCAACAAGCAUUUAAUCAAUACAGCUGAUGAUUGCACAAUAUUAAGAUUUUUUAGUGAGGCAGAAGCAUGGUGUCCRUUGCUGCCAGGAAGAGAAAAACCUGAUCCACUGCUAUCAAGACCAAAGGCUUACYUUCGUACAAAUAAAAAAGGCCUUAUAGAAUUACUAGAUGCUGAGUAUUAUGCCUGGAUAAAAGGYCGUAUUAACCACUAUUGGCCCCACUGGGUUGAGGGAUUACAACAACUGAAGAACCAGAAAUCAAAUCUGGAUAACAGACCUUCACGAAAGAUUCUUAUAUUUAUGGGAUCAUUUGCCUUUGAGCCUGAGUUCUUUCAUAUGGCAUUCAAAGGUGGCCCGCUUGGUGAACUUGUUCAGUGGACUGACACUAUAGUAGCUUUGUAUAUGUUUGGACACAAUAUUACUAUAAGCUCUAAAAGGGAAGAUUUGAAAAGGUUGCUCAAUGUACCCAAAGAAGAACAAUGUGCAAGUAAAGCUAGGAAUGAUGACUUUGACACAAUUUAUACUGACUAUAAUGGUAUGAAGUUUAUAGCAAUGACUGUUGGACCAAACCAUUCUCAAUACAGGUGUAAAUUACGAAUACUUGAUUCMUUUGGAACUGAGGCAGAGUUUAACUUUGCAGAAUAUCCACACCCCAUUCCAGGGGGACGAUCUGCUUGGGCAAACUCAGAUAUAAACCUGCGGCAGAUAAUGACAAUGUUUCCUCACAGUCCUGACAACACAUUUUUGGGCUUUGUUGUCGAUAUUCCUCCAAAGCCAGUUCCUAAUGUUGAGGAAGCUAAAGGAAAGCCAAUUGGUUUGGUUUACGGUAAAGAAGCAAGAUUUUGGGAGGGGAAAAGAGAGUACUUGGAUCUUUUAAAUAAAUAUUUUGAGCUCCACGCAACACUUGGGGAUUAUGGACUAAUGACAGGAGCAAGCAAUAUACCCAAGUAUGUGGUAAACCAUGGCUUGCUUAAACAAGCAGAUUUGAAAAAGCUGCUUAAAAAAGCAAAGGUUUUUAUUGGACUUGGUUUUCCUUAUGAGGGACCUGCUCCACUGGAAGCUAUUGCUCAUGGCUGUAUCUUCCUAAAUGCAAAGCUUGAUCCACCCCACAAUAGACUGAAUACCUACUUCUUCAAACUAAAGCCAACUUUCAGAGCACUGACUUCUCARCACCCUUAUGCUGAGGACUUUAUUGGGGAGCCCUAUGUUUUUACUGUCGACAUAUCAAAUAUGACAGCUGUGAAG
This is a messenger RNA of Exaiptasia diaphana, 1683 nucleotides long. RefSeq names its product alpha-1,6-mannosylglycoprotein 6-beta-N-acetylglucosaminyltransferase A. Lineage: Eukaryota; Metazoa; Cnidaria; Anthozoa; Actiniaria; Aiptasiidae. Gene Ontology annotation, molecular function: alpha-1,6-mannosylglycoprotein 6-beta-N-acetylglucosaminyltransferase activity. The annotation marks the transcript as partial. Gene Ontology annotation, biological process: protein N-linked glycosylation. The transcript is spliced from 14 exons. The record is from RefSeq and is a predicted model, not a curated record. Gene Ontology annotation, cellular component: Golgi apparatus.